AUGUCGGAUGCGACACUACGUCAUGUGAACGCGUUGGCGAUGAAAUACGAAUUAUUACGGGAAAUAAAACAUUGGCAGAAGUCGUGCACGCAAGGCAUCAAAGACAUAGCAAGAGGCAUUACCGCCAUGCGCGAAGCACGCGCUAACAUCAAACAGCAGAUCAACAGCGCGCGAGCGCGAUUGGAAGCGAGGCUGAGAGAGCUUGAGGCAUGCGCAGAGAAGCAGCUCAACACCAUCGCUGGACUGGAGGAAGAUUCCAUGAAGGAGCUACUUUCAAAGCUGGCGGACAAUAAGAAAAGAUUGGCUAAUACAGAGUCUGUCUUAAAUGAAAACUUGAUAGGUUUAAAACUGAAACGUUCCAUGGAAGACGGAAAACAUCAAAUGAUUGACGUGCGGAAGGCGCUAGUUGAGUACCGGAAAUACAACUUGCCUACCGGCUUGACAUUUGAACUUGACCCGACUAUAGGAAUCCAGAACGUAUCUCUGAUGUCACUAGGUCAGACGCGCGUUCAGCCCAGUCACGAAGACAGCAAGCGUUCAACGACCACUCAACAUGAUGACGUAGGUUGCUUCAUUACGGCUAAUGGUGACUGUGGCGACGAACAUGAUAUUGUUAGAGACAUUGAAACACUGUUCGCCCUUGAUGGGAAAUACGAGCAUUCAUUGAAACCGUUUCUGGACAGCGUCCGAGAUUUGUCCGUAAAAUAUAAUACGUCAGAAAUAUUAAAGAAGGACGCAUCUUUUAAGAAAAUAACUCCGGAACUGCCAGCCACGUACAUAAAAACAGUACAGAUUAAAAACCCAGUAAGACCACAAAGCGAAGUGAAGCCCAGAAAAAACGACGCGCAAAGACCGGUUAUGACCAGAUUAUCAAAGUCUGCAAGAGAUGAUGGUAUUGCCCAGCGAAGCACGUGCUUAAACGAUAUCGAGAUCGUGCCUUUCGAAGAGCAGGGGCCGGAAAGAAGUCCACAAAAUAGGUCAGAGAAGCCAAAACCUCGGACGAGUAACGUUAGAUAUUCUGAUAUCGAUUACGUUAAAGAAAUAACGGCGCUCGAAGAUAUUGCAGUGGCAGAAGAUAAAGAAUUGAGGGCAAACACUAACAUAACCCAAGGGCGUUCGUUUAUACCUUACCCUGUACCGAAGUUACGUGGCGUCAGCGGAAGUUCACAAGGAUCCACAAGUACGUCAAUGAGCUCCGUAAGCUAUAAACCGACCAACUCACUCGCGAGUAGACCGGUUAACAUCACGGCAUCGGAAAACAGUCAGUCAAACUCAUACUUCAAGUACGUCGCCAAAUUCCACACGAAAAAGCACCCGGAUGAGACGGACCUGUGUCGUCUGGCGGGCAUCACGUGCCUCGACAACGGUCAGGUGAUUGUAACGGACAUCAACCAUUUGCAGAUCAUGCUGUUCGGACCCGACUAUCAUUACCUGGACUCGCUGGAAUGCCCCUCGCCAAGUGGAGUCACUACGGUCAACUCCAAUACGGUGGCAGUGGCUCUGUUUCACAACCGCAAGAUCAUGCUCGUCAAAGUACACACUAUCCACCUCGAGCGAUUCCGAGAGUUCCACAUCCCGUGCAACGACACGUUAUUUGACGUGACUUCAAGAGGCGGUGGAUUUUUUGUUUUGUGUUCGGCCGGAGAUGUGCACGUGCUUAACGACGAGGGGAAGCAGAUCAAUGUGCUGAGCGCAUGCGCAAAGAAAGGCGAAGGCCGCCACAUAGAGGUUUCCCUGGACCAAACGAUGAUCUUCAUAUCGUGUAGUGACAAAGUCGUUUGCAUUAAUAAUAACGGGGAACAGUUAUGGCAGUAUUCAAGGACUUCGGCGCAUCGGCGUUUCGCGUCCGUAGGUCUGGUAUGGUAUAACCACCGUCUAUUUGUGGCCGAUUGGUGCGGUCACAAGGUCAUUGAACUCUCGACGGAAGGCUCCUACGUGCGUGACGUCAUUGUCGACCACGUGGAAUACCCACAAGCCCUUGCGAUUUGCCAGACGACAGGGCGCAUGCUCGCUACGCAGAACAAUCAGUUUAAACAGGAAGCGCGUAGUCGUGGAGUAAAGGUGUUCGCAAUAAAAUGAGACAAGAAAUAG
Molecule: messenger RNA, 2091 nt
Organism: Dreissena polymorpha
Lineage: Eukaryota; Metazoa; Mollusca; Bivalvia; Myida; Dreissenidae
Exons: 3
Coding region: 1-2079 (692 amino acids)
Source: RefSeq, a predicted model, not a curated record